AUGCGCAACAAGGGAAAGAAUUUCGAAUGGAACGAAGAAGCUCAAGCUGCCUUUGAGAACAUAAAGCGGGAACUGUGCGAAGCGCCAGUGCUAGGCAUGCCUAUAGAGAGGGGCUUGUAUGUUCUUGACACAGAUGCAUCAGUGGUGGCCAUCCCAGGAAUAUUGCAUCAGGAGCAGGAAUGGAAUGGGAGAACAGUUCUCCGUCCCAUUGCAUAUGGCAGUAAAGUGUUGAGUGACACUGAAAUGAAAUAUGGUGCACCAAAGGCGGAAAUGUUUGCUGUUGUCAUAUUCGUGGAGAAGUACCGCGCAUACUUAGGAAGUGCUCCCUUUAAGUAA
Symsagittifera roscoffensis is the source of this 336-nucleotide messenger RNA. RefSeq lists its product as uncharacterized. The transcript has a single exon. The record is from RefSeq and is a predicted model, not a curated record. The coding region runs from base 1 to 336 and encodes 111 amino acids. NCBI's taxonomy places the organism in Eukaryota, Metazoa, Xenacoelomorpha, Acoela, Convolutidae.